UCUCGGUUCAACGGACACACUCAUCGCUUCUGCUGGAACGAUCCAUUAAAUGCGCGCGGCUGUUGUUAUUGUUUUGUUUUAUUUUAUUUUAUUUUAUAUCGGUUUACUGGACCGUCGCGUGCAGAACGGAGUAGCACUCACCGCAUCUCUACACAGGAGCUCAGCGCUGGCCGUGAACCGUUUCCCCGGCAGGCUGCAACAAGACAGCAGCGACACCUCCCACGCUCUUUCUCAUCCGGAGCUAUCCGGAGCUCCAUUCCGCCUUUCAUUCAGCGUCCUUGGUGCCUCUAAGCGUCUUUCCACAAUCUCUUUCCACAACCUCCGGAGAUCUCGCGGAUUAAUCAUUCCUGUCACAGUUACCACGCAAAUGCAAAAUUACCUCACAAGAUACACAUGUGAAAAGGAUUUCUGUGUCACCCUUCUGAUGUAUAGAAGGUGCACAAUCGGAACCAUCAGUCAACCAUGGAACCGCAUGUCUGUCUGUGCAGAACUGUGUGACAUGAUUAAUCCAGUAGUUUGCCUGAUCAGCACACUGGUCACCAGUUAUACACAAUCAAGAAUUUGUUUAGCAGAGGAUUCAGAGUGAAAAUACAGCCAAUAGAGUGAAGGGGAGGACACAACCGUCACUAUGCUCAUUUGACGCACGCCAAGGGGCCAUACAGGCGAAUUGAUGAGGAUGACAAUGAUGAGUGAGCUCUUGCCGUAGUGCCUGAUGGUUUGGUAAUAAUGGACGUCCCCAAUGGCCAGCCCAGCGUCUCCACCUUCACGGCCCCGGCCUCGGAGAGGAGCAGCAGUUCUGAGUCCCUCAGUGAGAAGGGCCCAUCAGAACUGAAGAGUUUUGAUGCUGUGGUCUUUGAUGUCCUGAAGGUGACGCCGGAGGAAUAUGCAGGUCAGAUCACUCUUAUGGAUGCUCCAGUGUUCAAAGCUAUCCAACCUGAGGAGCUCUCUAGUUGUGGCUGGAAUAAGAAGGAGAAGCACAGUUCAGCACCAAACGCUGUGGCCUUCACACGACGGUUCAAUCAGGUGAGUUUCUGGGUGGUGAGGGAGAUUCUUCAUGCCCAGACGCUGAAGAUCAGAGCAGAAGUGUUGAGUCUCUACAUCAGAACAGCAAAGAAACUGUGUGACAUGAAUAAUCUCCAUGCGGUGAUGGCGGUGGUGUCUGCAUUGCAAAGCGCACCAAUCUUCAGACUAGCUAAGACCUGGGCUCUUUUGAAUCGGAAGGACAAAGCCACGUUUGAGAAGUUGGAGUAUCUGAUGUCUAAAGAAGACAACUAUAAACGCUUGAGAGAUUACAUCAGCAGCCAGAGCAUGACAUCUUGCAUCCCAUAUCUGGGUAUAUAUCUGUCCGAUCUGACUUAUAUUGAUUCAGCGUAUCCCUCCACUGGCAGCAUUCUGGAAAAUGAACAGCGCUCUAAUCUCAUGAACAAUAUUCUGCGUAUCAUCUCAGACCUACAGAGAUCCUGUGAAUACGAUAUCCCAGUAUUGCCACAUGUCCAGAAGUAUCUCAACUCUGUUCGCUACAUUGAGGAGUUACAAAAGUUUGUGGAGGAUGACAAUUAUAAAUUGUCCCUAAAGAUUGAGCCACCAGCUACCAGCACGCCUCGCACCACUGCCUCUAGAGAAGACCUCACAGGUCCAGACUCAUCUGCAUCACCAUUGUGUGGUCGCCGUGGUAAUGUUGCUGAGGGUGCCAUGCCUAAAGUCCCACCAACACCACCCUCUCCACGGAACCUCAUCACCUAUGGACACAGGAAGUGCCACAGCCUCGGCUACAAUUUUAUUCAUAAAACGAACACAGUGGAGUUUAAAAGUGCAACAUUUCCAAACGCUGGAUCCAGACAUCUGCUGGACGACAGUGUGUUGGAAAGUCACACGCCCACACGCGGACAGGCGGAGAGCUCGACGCUGUCUAGCGGCAUUUCACUGGGAAGCAGUGAAGGGUCGGAGCUCAGUGAGGAGAUGUCUUGGCCUGCCUUUGAGAGGACUCGAUUCUACCACUCUCUGGGUCCAGUCAGCAGAGUGGGCCGCAUCUCCUGCAGAGGAGCGCUCAGGCCCACCAGCUUUGCAGAGUCUGAGGAGCUGGCAGUGCAUCUGUACCCAGGAGCUGUCACAGUUCAGGGGGUCUUGCGCAGGAAAACUGUCCUCAAAGAGGGCAAGAAACCCACGGUGGCAGCAUGGACUAAAUAUUGGGUGGCUCUGUGUGGUACACAGCUUUACUACUAUACUGCCAAGUCCCUCAAAGCCACAGAGAGGAAACAUUUUAAGUCCACCGCCAACAAAAGUGUCUCUGUUGUGGGCUUAAUGGCCAUGAUGGCUGAUGACCCGGAGCAUCCUGACGUCUUCCUGCUGACCGACUCUGAGCAUGGAAAUUCGUAUAAGUUCCAGGCAGGGAACAGAAUGAACGCUCUACUAUGGUUCAAACACUUGAGUGCGGCGUGUCAAAGCAACAGGCAAAAGGUCCCAGCGAAUCUAAUGUCCUUCGAGUGAGUCAGACCUGGCUGAAUCAAAGACAUGGAUAGCUCAUGAAUGGCUGAAAGCAGAGGAAUAUCGGGGGAAAGGAGGAGAAGCAGAAUAAAAGAGCAAAUGACUCUGUGUUUUUUGUGCAUUGGAGCUUUUCCACUGCCAUCACCCAGCCUGAGCCCCACUGCAAACUCCUCUUGCACCACUGCCUUAACAAGCAGAGUGUGUGUCUGUGUGUGUAUGUGUGUGAGAAGAGAUGCAACACCCCCAGCAGCAAUGAUGUCCCCUGCACUCAAUUUGCCUGAAAGGACCUAAUUUCUCAUUACUUUUAGCUUUGAUUUACACUUCCUCCAUCUUUCAUUAGAUUCCAAACACCACCAGAGUGCUCAUUCAGGAUCAUCUUGAACCUCUGGAAUUUUUUUCCCUUCUUUUACUUGGUCAUUGCUUGCUUUUUUCUAUUUUUUUAAUUGUUUAAAAUUCUGAUCAGCCCUCCCCUGCCUUUGAAAAAACACACCCACAAAACAGUUUGAAAAACGCGUCUCUGCGGAAGACCGACCCUCACACGCAUACUCGCACAAGACGCUGAUUGUCUUUUGACACACUUGAGUUAGACUCAUGCAAGCAUGACACAAGAUUUUCCACAAUCAGGUUUAACUGUACAAGUGGAAGACCCUCACUUAUUUAAAUUAGAUUCCAAAAUGCAACCAGAAAGGGCUCCGAUACUCAAUGAGUUCCAGAUGAAAUUAAACCAUUUUCUUCAGCAGUUCUCCUUGAAUGUCUACUUCAGAGUUGUCCUAUGAACUUCUGUGAUGUCUUGUGGAUUCUUUAACCUGUUUUAUCUCAUAUCAACACAAACACACUCACAAACAAAAAAACAUUUAAUUUUACCAGAUGGCACCUAAAAUUUCAAAUGAAGGUGCGUGGGAAGAAGAGCUCGAGAAGGGAAGUGCUCAUCACAGCAGCAGCAAUGAGCUGUUUGAAGCCACUCACUUGUGGUUCUAUAAAUGAGUGUGAAAAGAUGCCAGUUGAGGAUUUCUGCAGCAUGAGCAAGACUUCGUCCAGCUUCAAUGCUCCUGCAAUAAGCACACCGGUUUACACAAGUUCAAUCAAGCUCUAAAAUAAUAUUUCGUUCCUUUUUGGAGUCAAAGUGCGAUUCCGAGUUUUGUGAGAUGUCGUCUACAAGAUCACAUACAUAAACACUUUUAUAGUCACUUGAAAGCUGUGAAUGUUAGUGGGUGCAUCAGUCGGUAGGUUUACAUCUCUAAAAUUGGGUUUAGUCCCGUUCAGCUUAGGUUUUCCAGUCUACCUGUUGGUUUUCCAUUUGGAAAAGUGUGAAUGUUGGGAGACCAGGUGGGGGAUUUAUUUGUGUGCAUCAAUAGCCUACAAUUAACGUUAGUGUGGUACCUUUUGUUAUCGAUGAUAUGCUUUUAUUUGUUGUUUCAUUUUGCUUUGAUGUGGUUUCGCUUUAUUUUAUUUCAGUAUUACUGGGAUAGUUGCACGUGUCUAGAUUAUUUUAAUUGUCUGUUACAUUAACAUGUUACGUUUCAUUUGGUCUUGUCAUUUUCAUUUUGAGAGUAACACCACACCUCGGUUUGGCUUCAGUGGGAUCGUGCGGAUGUUUUCUUUUUCUUGUUGAGCCAUUAAGCUUUCCAUUUGCCCUCUUGAGAGAACAGAUGAUGGAAGGUUUGACAGAGAUAUUUGUUUGCUUUUGUCUCAUGCAGCUCAGUGUGUUUGUACUGUAAGUCUUUGUUUGCUCUUCCUACAUUAGUUUCUAUUUGUGAACAAGAGAAGAGUUCUGUUAAGUUUAGAACAAAUGAAUAGCAUUACUGUAUUACUGAAGAAUGAAGCAGUUUAUUCUGCUGUGCCAGGAUGUCUCGGGAUGUUCAGUUCAGAUGGGUCCAUCUUUAGCUUUCCUUAGCAGUCCUUUUUAAUUUCAUGGAUCUGUUCAUUUUUCCAAGCUCUGCUUUUCGGUUCCCAGUUGUGUGGAAUGUCAUACUGAGGUUCAGCAUCCCAUAUUUGAAUCCAGCUGUGUGACUUUACUUGGAUGAUCACAAGACACUUCUGGCGUUGAAGUGCUGAGGUGUCUAUAGCCACUUUUCCACCAUCAGGCCGAACAGUACUCAUUGCAGAUCCAUUCUGCAGAACCGUUCUGUACUGUUCCACUUUGGGCCUUUUCCAUCAUGGUGCUGUGAAAUCAGGAUUAGAAUGGAUUGACAGACAAGUGAACCAUUUUGCAGCACGGCUGAAUAUUCCGGUUGCUGAGAAAUCCAAGCCGGGAGCGGUUUGUAGUUGUACCGUAUUGAACCGUGUUCAAGUUGAAAUGCUUUUGGAACUAUUUACUCACCAUACUCAGAACUGUUCAGCCCAAUGCUGGAAAAGCAGCUUAUGUUUCACUGGCUUUUACUCUACGAUAAUAAACAGAAUUAACUUGGCAUUAAUGAAAGGUAAGACGAGGAGAUGCUGUACAAACGGAAACAAGUUUAUUCUCUGGUUUUUCCUUUUAACUCUGAAUAAGUUUAAUCACAAGUUAUUAGCAUAUCUGUUUGUUUUUAUAAUUCACGUUGAUUUGGCAUGGGAUAUGAGUGGUUGUCAUAUAAGGGGACAGAGAGAUGAUUGGAUGAUUUGGUCAAGGAGUGGAAACUGGGUGUCUUCUGUAUUUUUAAACAGAAUAUUUUUGUUCUUUAAAGUGUCUCUGAUCUAAAAGGGAAGACUAAGAUUUUAGUAGGACACAGGCAAUUCUGAGACAUUUGAGAAAAAGAUGUUUACGGACAGUUUAGGUAAUCUGGGGUAGUUUUUGUUUACAUACGUUUGUAUUGUAUUGAGCCAGAUAUUAGCACUUUGGGUUGAAUCUUUAUAGUAGGUUCUAGCUUUGCCACAUAAAACAGAUUAAAAUGGGAGCGAAUGUUUGCCAGGUGGGAAAAAAAAAACAAUGGAAGUGAAUCAGUAAAAUUCAGACAUGAGCUGUCAUGUUGGAUAAGCGUUUACAUGGUUUACAGUAUCAAACUGUGAAGUCCUGUGUGCAGCUGGUUCUCAAUAUUUGAGUUGUCAUGGAGAUCUUGUGGUGUUUUUUUUUUUUUUUUUUAUCUCCACGGUUUGACCAGCUGCGUGAAAAAAAGAGUGUAGAAAUAAGAAAUAUGAAACGUAAGAGAAGAGGGAUUGCGAGAGUACCUGUAUGCUGGUAAACAUCUCACCAGACACUUUGCUGAUAUGAUUAAUAUAUCUUGACAAGUCUCUGACCUUGUCCACUGGGGACUUGCUAGACACUUUAGGAGCUCUACUCCCUCUUUGGCAUUGUCUUGCUUUGUCUCUCUGAAACAUUCGUUGGAAUUGGACGAUGGUUGAUGUUGAAUAGUAGUUAGAGGGAAAAACUGUGUAUGGACAGUAAACAGAGACAGAAUAACAGUGUGAAACAUCUCACAUUGACUUAGCUGCCUCGGUUAUCUCAUACAUAUUUGGACCUUUAUCAUUCUUUUAUUUUUCCACAUUGUGCUUGUUCAUAUUUUCCAUUCUGUCACACUACAUCUCUCUCAUGUUCACAUUGUUUAUUUGUGAACAACUAAGAUAUCAUUUUAAUUAAAUUCUCCAAGACAUUUGUUUGAUCAUUGUUUUUUCCUAAUUGGAAAGAAUUUACUUUGAAGCAAAAUGAUUGGAAUUGGAACAGUAACGGAAAGUGUUGUUUUUGUUGUUGCUGUUAUUUUUUGUUUGUUUGUUUGUUUGUUGUUAGUUCCAUUUUUGGAUUCUUUGUGGAAUUCUCCAAUCUCCAACAUACUUUGUACCAUGCCAUUUCACUGUCUUUAUAUGUACAAUGCAUAUGAUAUCAUACAAAUGCAAAUACACACACCUGUAAGUUUGGGCUUUUUCUUUGGCUUCUUGAACUCACCUGCAUCACUUGUUUUAUGUGAUAGUGUAUUACAGUGGCCUGAUACAGAUUUGUAGUGAGUUGGUUAAGAAAUUAAUUUGUGUAUGUGUGUGUGUGUGCGCGUUUUACUCUGUGCCAUCCUGUAUCACCUGCUCCCACCCACCUUGUAUCGUCCCUGUCUGACCCCACGCCGACUGGGACAAUGACCCAUGGUAGUGCUAUGACCUUUGAUCUUAGUGAUGUGCUCCUGGGUUCCAGACUGGCAAAAACUAAUAAACAUUUUUGGU
Messenger RNA from Myxocyprinus asiaticus (Chinese sucker), 6606 nucleotides. RefSeq names its product ras-specific guanine nucleotide-releasing factor RalGPS2-like. The record is from RefSeq and is a predicted model, not a curated record. Gene Ontology annotation, biological process: positive regulation of GTPase activity; Ras protein signal transduction. The transcript has 22 exons. NCBI's taxonomy places the organism in Eukaryota, Metazoa, Chordata, Actinopteri, Cypriniformes, Catostomidae. The coding region runs from base 727 to 2487 and encodes 586 amino acids. Gene Ontology annotation, molecular function: guanyl-nucleotide exchange factor activity. Gene Ontology annotation, cellular component: plasma membrane.